CCUGUCUGCAGACUCAGUCAGUUUGAUCAGAAGUGCUUGAAAUGUUGAAGGGAGACUAAGCGGUCAUGAAGGUUUUUCAAAACAGGAUCCUGCGUCUGAAUUUGAGUGUAAUCCUUACUUUACUGACCAAUGCAGAUUAUUCAAUAUCCAAUCAAGAGCCAAUGAUUAAGCAGCACAUCAACAAAACAGUGUUUGCGGGGGAAACAGUUACACUUCACUGCAACAAAACCCAAUAUGAUGAUGAUUUCACAUGGAAAAUGAACAGCUUCGUGAUUUUUAGGCAGGACCCUGAAAGUAACAGAACAAUGAGAAACUUCAGCUCAAACAGGAUUCACAUCGACCCAGCAGCUCCAAGAGAGUUAAGAAUACAACAAAUACAAGCGUCUGAUGCAGGAAACUACAGCUGUUACCCAGCAGCAAUAAGAUGGACAUUAACAAUAACAGAAAACCAGAUCAGACCACAAUCACUCAAACAAAUGCCGCUGUACAUCAUCCUCAUUUCAUGUUCUGGAGUCCUUAUGAUCUGUCUAAUUAUGACAAUCAGCAUCUUCAUUCACAGGAAAUGUAAAAACAGCAUACAGAAUAGCAGAGAAAUGGGACCGGACUUUUCACAGGGACCGGUGGGAGGAAGGAUACAGACUCAAAACAGUCAGUACUUUGAAAGAUAUAACUCUGUGUAUGGACAAUUAUGAAAUUAUUAUUUUUGUUCAUUUGUUUUUUUUCAACAAGAACAAGAAAAUGUUUAGUAACUUUUGAAUGUGAUUAAUAUUAAAAUGUGAACGAAAAA
This is a messenger RNA of Carassius auratus (goldfish), 787 nucleotides long. RefSeq lists its product as uncharacterized. The transcript is spliced from 5 exons. Bases 66 to 692 code for a protein of 208 amino acids. The record is from RefSeq and is a predicted model, not a curated record. NCBI's taxonomy places the organism in Eukaryota, Metazoa, Chordata, Actinopteri, Cypriniformes, Cyprinidae.